Molecule: messenger RNA, 1957 nt
Organism: Cladocopium goreaui
Lineage: Eukaryota; Dinophyceae; Suessiales; Symbiodiniaceae
Source: the annotation of a GenBank genome assembly
GUGACAUCAGCAGCAUUGUGGCAGAUGUUGAGUGGGCACGGGGUCCAAAGCGUUCGAAACCAGAUCCGAAACGCGCUGGAGGCAUUUUGGGCCAACAUGUGAUGCCCCAAGUGGGCGAUCACGUGGUGGUGCUGGACCCGCAGUUGGCGCGAUGGCUGGUGGAACCCACUGGAACCAUCUUGGAGGUCCGGUGCGAUGGCGGCCAUGUGAAGGUGGAACAUGAUGGGGCAGCCCGAGAGGAGCGAUAUUACAACACCGGCAAGGACGGUGUGUAUCAGUUGGCCCUUGCACCUCCCAUGCCAUCGCUGGUGGCUGAUCCGCGGCCGCGCUUCUCGUGGCUCCCUCGGCCACCCUCCAAAGUGGAGGUGAAAGCAGCAUCGAACGUGUCGCAGGCGGCGAGCAACACGAUUCAGCAGCGGCCGCGCUACUCUGAAGUGCGCAGGAGCGGCUCGCAAAGUCGUCAGCCAACGGUCGCCGCAGCAGCCGAGCCGCAAGUGGAGACAGCUGCGAGGACGGGAUCGGCCCGGAUUGAGGUUCACGGCCCCGUUACUCUGAACUGCGGAAAGCGCGACGGUCUGCAGUGCCGUGGCUGUGCAGUGGGUAGGCCAUGGGUGAAGCACCAGAGGCGCGAAUCUGUCGCCAAGAAUCUCAUGGGGCAGGUGUGGAUGUUUGGGCGAAAUUACAUUGCGGAACUAAUUUGUGAAGCAUUGCGGCAGCCGACGGAUAGUCUGCGACAGGAAUAUCUUCAGCCACCGACGGCGGUGGACGAGAUGCCAGGUUGGGGGUGCCCCGUGUUGCCCAAGGUAUUCGGAGUUGAGAAAGGCUUCAAGAAGCCCGGUGAGGCUGUCCGAAACCAGGCCUGGACCCUGCGAAGGUCCCCCACGGCUCCCAGUGAGACUUCGGUGCCAAAGCCGGCCACGUGGCAAAGGCGCGAAACCACCUUGCUGACCAAGCAGUUGAAGGAAUUAAAAGCCUCCAAGCAAUCUGUUCACAGAAGUCUUGCCGUAAACACAGCCAGCAACGACAGGCACUUGGAGGUUUGCGAGGAGCGGCUGCGGCAGCACUUUGAGGCGGAGACGCGGCAACUGCUGGAGAUGGCGGAGCGGCAGAUCCUGGGCGAGGUUAAGGAGCGCUCGCUGAAGAUGCUCCGGAGCUGUGGCUCCCCCGACCGGAGUUCGGGACCACAGCCAUCGGAGACCAAUGAGGAGCCGGAGCAAGAGCCUGGGUACGAGACGCCCAAUGGAGAGGAGGAGCCAUACUACCUGGACAAGGCCGUGGGUCGCGAGGUUACCCAGGUUGGCCUGUCACGUGCCGAGCUGGCAGAUUCCGUGCCUCGGCUCUGCGAAUUGAGUCUGCAGACCAUCGGUUCCAUUGCGCGCCGGGUCUCUGCUUCGCUGGGCGGCAGGCCUAGCGGAGCUCCAGCUACUCAAAGAGCCUUGGAGCGAGACAACCCAGGCGAUUCACGGCGUCAACCAGCCCAAGUGCAAAGGCCGAAGGAACAGAAGGAACGUGGUUUCGACUUGGAACAGGAGAUGGAACACCUGGCUGACAUGAGGCGCUUCGCCUCGCAGGCUGGGGAGUCGUGGGUCGGAGGCUGCAAGCAGCUUGGCUUCCAGGUUCUAGACUUACACGUGAUGCCUCGCAAGCCGAGUGGCGAGAUCAGGUUCGGACACCCGGUCCCUGCGCUGCGGCAGUCCGCCUUGCCGCGCACGGCCAAGGCGGUGCCCUGUGAACGCUGGAGGCGACGCCCCUCUGCAAGCCGAUCAGAAGCUGAACCACCCUGCCCCUGGGACGAGGAGCCAGACACGCCUCCACGCCGAGACGCCAGGGAUGCAAGGCCCAACGCUUCCAAUGUGGCGCGACAGCAUGCGACAGCAGGUGACAGCCGUCAGGUCUGGCAGCACGUUGAUAGCGAGGGGAACAUGCGGAAAGUUGGAAUCAUUCCGUUGGCUUUGAG